AUGGCUACAGCUAAGUAUCCCAAUACCCCCGAGUUGGAUCUCCAGUGUGCCCUAUGUCUACACAGCUACAGCGACCCGCGUAUCCUCCCCUGUUUCCACACCUUCUGCUCGAAAUGCCUGGAGAUGAACUGCGUCCAUGCGGGGGAGGACAAGAAGACCUCCUCCAUCCACUGCCCCAAGUGUUUCGAUCAGAGCCAGCUUCCCUCGGCCGGCGUAGAUGGACUCCCGCGGAACAUGUACGUUCAGAACCUUCAAACUAUACAGUCUACCUCUCGUUCCCCUCCGCCCAAGUGCGAUCUGUGUACGGACGACGUCCCGGCGCUCAGCUACUGCGAGGCCUGCUGCUGCUUCAUGUGUAACUUCUGCGGGCAGGCCCACAGGGGCCAGAGGAGGACCCUUGAUCAUAACCUCAUCCCAGCGGAAUCCGCGAAUCUCGCUCCUCUCCCUUUGACUCAACCACUACCCAUCAUCGCAUCCACCGCUGCACCGCACUCGCCCAAGUUCUGCACGGUUCACAGCGAUAAGGAACUGACACUGUUUUGUGAGACGUGUGAAAUGCCAGUGUGCGGAGAUUGCAAGAGUAACGAACACAGCGACCAUGCGUUCCUUCCACUGGAAGACGCCAGCCUUCAGUACACCGAGAUCCUACAGGGCUUAGUUAACAAGACAAAACCCCUCGUUACCGAACUAAACGAGUCCAUGAAAAACAUAGAGUUCCUACUCAGCAACGUUCAAGAGAGAGCAGAGGUAGUUGCAGACGAGAUAUGUGAUUCAAUAGACACACAAAUGAGGGCCCUGCACGAACACAAGCGGUUCCUUCUCAGUCGGUUGCACGCCAUCAAAACAAAGAAAGAGAACACACUCGAGCAUCAGUUGGAAGAGGUUAAGAAGAUAGUGGAUGAGGUUACGGUCGGGUCCAGCGAGGCCAAUAAGGCUCUUAGGCAUGGCCAGGCACCGGGGAUGUUUACCGCACAUGCACCUCUGGUGUCGCGACUAGAGCAACUAGUCAACUCGAGGCACAGCUAUGCACCACUCGAAGACGAUUAUAUAAAGUUUGUCCCCAACCAGCCUGCGGGGCAGAUCAGGGGCUAUAGUAUGUCGGGGGUUCUCUACGAUAGAGGCCCAUCGCCCUCGCACUGUGUUAUGAGCGGUGAGGGUAUGUUUGUUGCAAAGCAGAGGAAGUCGGCUUCGUUUGUGCUCACUGUUUUGGACCGUUUCGACGAGCAACGGGCUGUGGGAGGAGACAGAGUGGAAGCAAAUGUUCAGAGCAGUGACGGUUCGCUUGUAAAGACGUCGGUGGUUGACAGAGGAGACGGGGACUAUGUCAUCUCCUACACACCCGAGAGUGUAGGGGAGCACCGCGUUUCAGUUUUAGUUGAAAACAAACAUGUUAGAGGAAGUCCGUUUGCCGUCAAUGUUCAGCCGAAGGGGAAGAAACACAGGGGCGUCUUCCACUGCUGCACAUUCUGCUCCUCUGAGGGAAAGAAGCACGUCAGGUGUGGCUGUGGAGGUACGAUGCCCGGAGGGUACAGUGGGUGUGGUCACGGUCACCCAGGCCACCCCGGCUCCUACCACUGGUCUUGCUGUGGAGCCACCUCAGAGAAAUCUGACUGUCUACUGUAG
Messenger RNA from Geodia barretti, 1623 nucleotides. NCBI's taxonomy places the organism in Eukaryota, Metazoa, Porifera, Demospongiae, Tetractinellida, Geodiidae. The record is from the annotation of a GenBank genome assembly.